AUGUCGGACUUACUCCACACCGGCGGCACCCCUGCCCCCUCCCGGGUGCCUUUCGGCUGGCGAACCAUUGUCUCCCUCGGCCUGCUGGCCCUGCUGGUGGUUUGCAGCAUUGGAACCACCAGUGUCCGAGCCCUCGCCCUUGCCCAGCCCAAGGGCGGCCUCUGUGGCCCGCCUCGGUGCUAUGCCCCCGAGUGCGCCGGGGUCACGCCUCGGACCAAGGUCGAUUAUUUGAUCCUGCUCGAUGUCUCGGUGUCCAUGGACCCCUCCAUCCUGGCAGUGAAGAAUGUCCUCCGAACCUGGCUGAAUCUCCUCACCGAGACGGACGUCGACGCCCAUGUGGCCAUCGUCACCUAUUCCGGCCGCGGUCCGGUCAUGGACAAGAAGUUCACCCCGCUGAACGACUACACCCUGGAGGAGUUUGAGCAGGUCAUUUCGAUGAUUUCCACAUACGGCGGCCACGAAGGCACCCUCGAGACCAUUCGCGGUGUCUUCCAGGCCAACCGUCGGGACCACAAUGUCAACACCAUCUGGCGCGCCGAUGCCCACCCGGUGCUGAUGCUCUUCACCGAUGAGGACAGCGAUCCGCCGGUGUCGCUGGACAACCUGGUGUCCGGCCAGCCGACCGGGCGCUUCUUCUGCCCCCCGGAGUCCAACGUCAACCUCGGCCGGAAUGCCAUGACCCCGGCCAACUUCGAGAAGUUCCAGCAGGAGGUCGACCUGACGGCCGACAUCCUCAUCCGCCGCGGGGUGACCGUCUUCAUGGCCGUCCCCUCCAAGUUCGACGACGAGAACACCUGCCUGACGAGCGCCCAAUUCGGCGAGGCCAACCUCAAUGUCGAAAAUGGCGACCUCUCCGGGUACGACCCGCACGCCACGCACAAGCGCGUGCGUGCCGAUCCCCUGGCCCGGAAUUCCAUCCAGGGCCAAAUGCUGGAUGCCGGCAGUACCAUUCGUCUGUUCCAGAUCGAGAAGGUCGUCCAGGAUGUCUACGCGCACAACUUCGUCAAGAACAUGUUCAUCCAGGUGACCGACGUGGUGACCAAGUGCGACGACCGGUGCAUGGAGUAUACCUGCACCAAGGACGCCUGCCUCCCGCCGAAGGAUGUCUGCGGCUGCGAUGGGGUCCGCCAUAGUGGCAAGGUCUUCGAUUGCAAGGGUGUGUGCGGCGGCCCGGCCAAGGUCGACUGCAAUGGCACAUGCAACGGCCCCUUCCGCUUCGACCAGUGCGGCGUUUGCACCCUCGACGGUGCCACCAGCAGCUGGUGCGAAAAGGAUUGCUCCGGCAACUUCUUCCGCUCGGGGCUGCCGAAGAAUGUCAACAUGCAGAAUGACAUCUGCCCGGCGUGGUUUGAUCCGAUCAGCUCCCUGGUGGCCGACAGCAAGUUCCGCGAGGAUGCCCGUGCGCUGGCCACCAAGGCCCGCGCGGACAACCUGGAGCCCUUCGCCUGCGAGGCCUUCCGCACGAAGCACGAGUGGAACAUCUCGCUGAAGGCCUGCCAGCCGGAUGUGGCCGCCUAUCGCGCGGCCAACCCCACCGCCGGUCUGACCUCCGACUCGGACAAGGCCGGCUUCCGUGCGCACUACCUGGCCACCGGCUGGAAGGCCGGCCUGGCGGUCAAGUGCCUUGCCGGGUCCGAGCACUUUGUCCAACCCCCCCGCAAGAACCAAUGCGGCCAAUGCACCACCGUCGAUGGGGGGGCCUUCUGCAAGAAGGACUGCUCCGGGGCCUGGCGCACCAGCCAGGCCGCCAUGCACUUUGUGGAUGACUGCGGCCAGUGCCUGCCGGCCGGCACCAACCCCAACAAGAACAAGGACGAUUGCGGCAUCUGCUGGGGCGAGAACAAGCAGAAGAACGCCUGUGGCGAGUGCAAUGGCCCGCGCGGGCUCAACCCCUGCGGUGUGCCCCUUUGUCGCCUGGAGCAGGCGGCCUUCUGCCAGAAGAGCCCCGACCAGUGCACCUGUGCCCAGGAUUGCGCCGGCCAGUGGUACACCGGCACCUCGCCGGCCAAUGUCCGUGACGCCUGCGGCCAGUGCCACCCGGCCAGCAGCCCGCCGGACAAUUGCCUGACCGACUGCAAGGGGGCCCGCUACCGUCGUGGCGACACGCCGGCCAAUGUGCUGAAUGAGUGCGGCCAGUGCCUGCCGCGUUCCAGCUCCAACACCUGCGUCAAGGACUGCGCCGGCAAGUGGUACGACAGUGCCAAGGCCCAGUCGGAGAACUUCGUCGAUCAGUGCGGCAAGUGCACCUCGCGCAAGAACCCGGCCCGUUGCGAGCAGGACUGCCGCAAGGAGUGGGUCCGCGAGGGCGAGGACUUCUAUGUGCAGGACGUGUGCGGCAUCUGCGUCAAGCAGCGCAUCGACCCGGCCACCGGCCGCGAUGUGACCGACCUCAACCAGAAUCUCGAUGCCUGCCGCAUGUGCCCGGGGGUCACCUACCAGAAGGACCCGUGUGGCAACUGCCCCAACUCCCCGAAGUACAAGAUGGGCAAGAAUGGCUGCGGGGUGAAUCUUUGCACGCUGGACACCUGCACAUCCAAUUGCCAAUGCCUCACCGACUGCAAGGGCAACAAGUACCAGCAGGGCGAGGAGCCGGCCUUCAGCCUCGACCAAUGCGGCUUCUGCACGGCCGGCGGCCAGACCCACACCGAUUGCCAGCGCGACUGCAAGAACCAAUACUACCGCCAGGACACCGAGGAGCCGGCCAACCUGACCGACCCAUGCGGCAACUGCAUGCCCGGCUAUGCUCCCAGCCCCGGCAAGUGGGCCGCCCGCGUGCAUGAGAAAUGCCAGAAGGACUGCGCCGGGGCCUACUUCAUGGAAGGCAAGACCGCGCCCGAGAAUGAGGUCGACGCCUGCGGGACCUGCCAUCGUGUGGCCCCGGGCCCCGGUGGGCAGGGACCACCCCCGGCCCCGGCAUGUGUCUGGGACUCCUGCCGCGAAGUGUACACCUCGGAUCCCAAGAGCGUGGUGGCGCGCGAUGAGUGCGGCGUCUGUGGCGGCACCAAUGCCGACAAGAAUGAAUGCGGCAAGUGCAAUGGCGUCCGCGGGAAGGACCCCUGCGGCCAGCUGCUGUGCAGCCUGGAGGAUCGAAACACCUGUCCCCCGGGGUCGGACAAGUGCCAGUGUCUGGUCGACUGCGCCGGGGACCAUUACCUGGCCCCGGCCGGGGCGCGCCAUCGUCUGGACGAGUGCGGGCUCUGCUUCGACGCCCGGCCAGCCGGUGGAGCGGCCGGCUCGGCGGCGCCCGAGCGUCAUGCCCGCUGCAAGCGCGACUGCGCUGGCAUUUGGUUUGCCGCCGAGAAGGCCGACGCCAAUCCCAACACCCCGGAGAGCGGCGCCCAGCACUGGGUCGACCCAUGCGGCAAGUGCAUGCCGGCCCAGCCGAAGCAGGAGUACUCCUGCCAGAAGGACUGCGCCGGGACCUGGGGCGGAGCGGCCUUCGUGGACAAGUGCGGCCGCUGCCGGCUCAGCGACUCGGAGGAGCCGUGGUGUGUGCAGGAUUGCGCCGGGGCCCAUCACCUGUCCAACACCAAGCCCAAGAGCGAGCGCGACGAUUGCGGCGUCUGCCGGCUGGUCGGCUCGGCCGAGUGGAACGCCGACCUGGACCCCUGCGGCCUGUGUCGCAUUACCCCGGGCUACAACUCGGAGGAGUCCUGCACGGCCGAUUGCAGUGGCAAGUACUUGCUGGUGACGGAUGCCCGCCGUGCGGCGGUGGACUUCUGCGGCGAGUGCCACCAGGCCGCGGACUUGAGCAACUUCAACCGGAACUCCGACCGGUGUGGCAUCUGCCACUCCAGCCCGGAUGACCCGAAGUUCAAUGCCCAGCUGGUGAUGGCCGAGGGCCGCGAGUGCGGGUGCCUCUCCUCGCCGGAGGAGGACCCCUACGAGGCCGGGCUCCUGGUUCGGUGCCAUGACCUCUACACGGACACCUCCUUCGAGGCCUGCCACCAGUGCCCGGAGACCAAUGCCUGCGAUGUGACCAAGGACGGCACGGUGCGCGAGCGUGACCGCUGUGGCCGGUGCCCGGGUGACGUGGUCCUGGCCGGUGUCGACCAGUACGAGCUUUUCGACGAGUGCGGCAUGUGCUGCAACAGCCUGGGCGACGAAUCGCCGGCGGCCGCUGCCGCCUCCGGCCUGGUGGCCGCCUCCACCGGGACAUAUGUCUGCAACCAGGACCUGAGCCCCUGUGGAACGGGCGAGUGCUUCAAGCUCGAGACCCUCGACUCGUGCGGCUUCUGUGUGCCGACCGAUUGGGAUGGCAAGUGGGAGGAGAGCGAGGCCUGCCUGCCGGAUUGCAGUGGGCGCUUCGGCGGGGACAUGGUCCUGACCGAUUGCGGCCAGUGCAUCCCGGCCGCCGAUGUCGAGGCCAACCGGGAGAUCUGCAUGCAGGAUUGCGGCGGCAAUUGGUUCCUGGCCGACCAGCAGAACCCGCCGAUGGUGGUGGACUCGUGCGAUCAGUGUGUCCGCCCGGAGGACGCCUGCUCGAACCUCGGCACCGGGGCCAUUGUCGGCAUCGCCGUCGGCGCGGUGGCCGCCGCCGGGCUGGUGGCCGCCGGAGCCGUCUUCGCCGUCAAGUACGCCGCCAAGAAUGGCCUCCUGGCAAGCAGCAAGCAGGCGGCCGAUCUGGGCGGCACCGACAACAACAAUCCCCUGUUCACGUCGCGCACCACGACCGCCGACAACCCGCUGUUCGCGGCGCCCACCUCCUAGGGCGCGUGAGCCAUCUGUCUCCUCUCACACUCGCCCGGUGUAUCCUUCUCUCCCUCUGGGGGAUCCCUUUAGUCCUUCCUCGCGCCAGAUCUCUUUGUUACGUUGCUCGGAGAAAUCCCUUCUUCCUCGGUUGGCGGGCGGUCUGCCGCGUGCUGCUGUGCCCGGCCAUAUCCUGGGCGCGGCGCCGGCCGGCCGGCCGACCGAGGAGAGAUUUAGACCCCUUGCGUGUCUCGGCAAGGAAGAGGGACAGAGAGCGCAAGAGCGAGGAGACAGAAGGAGGAAGAACUGGGCUGUGCGUGGGAAAGGGGAAAAACAGCUGCCCUUGUCCGGAAACGAAGAGCAAAUUCGACAAUCCCAAAUAAAUCUUUACAUAGA
Fonticula alba is the source of this 5085-nucleotide messenger RNA. RefSeq lists its product as hypothetical. The transcript has 5 exons. The record is from RefSeq and is a predicted model, not a curated record. Bases 1 to 4710 code for a protein of 1569 amino acids. Lineage: Eukaryota; Rotosphaerida; Fonticulaceae.